Messenger RNA from Xylona heveae TC161, 2920 nucleotides. RefSeq lists its product as hypothetical. The record is from RefSeq and is a predicted model, not a curated record. Gene Ontology annotation, biological process: mRNA 3'-end processing by stem-loop binding and cleavage. Gene Ontology annotation, cellular component: mRNA cleavage and polyadenylation specificity factor complex. The coding region runs from base 168 to 2708 and encodes 846 amino acids. The transcript is spliced from 5 exons. NCBI's taxonomy places the organism in Eukaryota, Fungi, Ascomycota, Xylonomycetes, Xylonales, Xylonaceae. Gene Ontology annotation, molecular function: 5'-3' exonuclease activity; RNA binding; RNA endonuclease activity.
CUGGACAAUAACUCUCAUUCACCAGUUCUUCUGCGCUUGAUCGAUCUCAUUCUUGAUUGAUCCGUCUGAUGAAAGAGUGUUGUUGAUACAGUAUCUUUAAGGAUUGAGAUCUGUGGUGGUCGCCGACACUCGCUCUCAACUCUGUUCCCAGCCAGGUUGGAGCAGUCAUGGCGACCAAGAGAAAGCUUUCGGCCAUUUCGCCGGCGGACGAAGAGCCCGUCGAUCCGUCUGAUGAACUGAUGUUCUUAUGUCUAGGAGGCGGAAAUGAAGUUGGUCGAUCAUGUCACAUCCUACAAUACAAGGGCAAAACAGUCAUGCUCGAUGCAGGAAUGCAUCCGGCAUAUGAAGGGCUUUCUGCGCUUCCUUUCUACGACGAAUUUGAUCUGAGCACUGUCGACGUUCUUCUCAUCAGCCAUUUCCAUUUGGACCAUGCGGCAUCAUUGCCUUAUGUACUAUCAAAGACAAAUUUCAAAGGCCGGGUCUUCAUGACACAUCCUACCCGGGCGAUCUAUAAAUGGCUGUUACAGGAUAGUGUACGAGUAGGCAAUACGUCGUCCUCGUCUGAACAACGAACAGAGCUCUAUACCGAAGCCGAUCAUCUGGCAACAUUCCCUCAAAUCGAACCGAUAGACUACUAUACUACGCAUACUGUCUCUUCCAUUCGCAUCACUCCAUAUCCGGCCGGUCAUGUCCUCGGCGCUGCAAUGUUCCUGAUCGAGAUUGCUGGACUCAAGAUUCUAUUUACUGGCGAUUAUUCUCGAGAAGAAGACCGACACUUAAUCUCCGCCGAGGUCCCAAAGAACAUUAAGAUUGACGUCCUGAUUACCGAAAGUACCUAUGGAAUAGCAUCACAUAUUCCUCGUCUUGAGCGAGAAGCUGCUUUGAUGAAGUCUAUCACCAGCAUCCUCAAUCGAGGCGGACGUGUACUUAUGCCCGUCUUUGCUCUUGGGCGAGCGCAGGAACUGCUUUUAAUUCUUGACGAAUACUGGGCACGGCAUGCAGAGUUUCAAAAGAUACCCAUUUACUACGCAUCUAACCUGGCCCGAAAAUGUAUGGUUGUAUAUCAAACCUACGUAGGUGCGAUGAACGACAACAUCAAGCGUCGGUUUCGAGAACGUCUUGCCGAGAGCGAAGCUGCUGGCGACGUUGGACGUGGUGGACCUUGGGACCUUCACUAUGUGCGCAGCCUGAAAAGUCUAGACCGAUUCGAGGACGUGGGUGGUUGCGUCAUGCUUGCCAGUCCGGGAAUGCUUCAGAACGGAGUAUCUCGAGAGCUGCUAGAACGAUGGGCGCCUGAUAAUCGCAAUGGAGUCAUCAUCACUGGUUAUUCCGUUGAAGGCACUAUGGCCAAGCAAAUCAUGACCGAACCUGAAUCAAUUCCAGCAGUCAUGACAGUACGAGAAGGCGCGCGCGGGCGAGGUCGAACAGCUGGUGGAGAAGCAGAAAAAGUCAUGAUACCCCGAAGAUGCACUGUUCAGGAAUACAGUUUUGCAGCGCACGUCAGCGGAACGGAGAAUCGAGAAUUCAUCGAGGAAGUGGCUGCUCCAGUAGUGAUCCUCGUUCAUGGCGAAAAGCAUAAUAUGAUGCGACUUAAAUCCAAGCUCCUUAGUCUCAACGCGGACAAGCAAGAAAAAGUCAAAGUCUACAGUCCGGCCAAUUGCGAGGAACUCAAGAUUCCUUUCAAGACGGAUAAAACCGCUAAAGUUGUCGGCAAACUGGCAGACAUCUCACCACCCGACGCGUCCAAAUCCACCGACGAGUCUGAUCCUCAACUCAUUACCGGCGUGCUUGUCCAAAACGACUUCAAAAUGUCGCUCAUGGCUCCUGAAGACCUUCGCGAAUACGCUGGCUUGACCACCACAACAAUUACCUGCAAGCAGCGAAUAACAUUGAGCGCCGCGGGCGUUGAUCUCAUACAGUGGGCUCUCGAGGGCACCUUUGGCAGCAUCGAGAGACUGCCGGAUAAAAUGGUGAAUGGCAAAACCGAGCAAAACGGCGACAACACGAGCAUUGAGAAUGGCGAGGAGGCCGAUGAAGAAAUCAAGCCAUCGAGCUCCGGCACGACGUUUUUGGUCAUGGGCUGCGUGGCCGUGCGUUGCCAAAACAAUGGCGCAGUCGAAAUAGAGUGGGAAGGAAACAUGCUUAAUGACGGAAUCGCCGACGCAGUUCUUGCAGUCUUGUUUACAGUCGAGACUAGCCCUGCAGCAGUCAAGCGAUCCUCCAACCUUCAUUCACACUCCCAUUCCCAUGCUGAUGAUGCUCAGCUCGAGAAGUCUACAAAGUUCGAAAAGCGCAAUCCACAUGCCCAUGUCCGCCCCGAAGAGCGCUUCGCCCGAUUAUGCAUGUUCCUCGAAGCACAAUUCGGGACAAACAUUUCCCCUAUUGCCAAGCCGCGUCUCGUCAACGGAUCUGUCAAACCCGAACCGCUCGAAACCAAAAAGGAAGAAGAAGAAGACGACGACGAGCAAUACGAAGCCGCGAUCAAGCUCGACCGCGAAGAAGCAGAUGAACUCGAGCGCUUGCAUCGUCUCGGCAUCCCUGUUCCAGGCGUGGAGAUCAAAGUCGACAAGCAUGUCGCCAAAGUGUGGCUGGAGAAUCUCGAUGUCGAGUGCCAGUAUGGCGUGCUCCGAGAUAGAGUUAAAGCUGUUGUUGAGCGUGCGGUUGAGACUGUGGCACCACUGUGGGUCGAGCGUAAGGCGUAUCAUUAAUGGCUAGCUUUCUUUCCUGCUCCCUCUUUUUCUUAUUCCUCUUUUUCUCGUCCUACUGUUUUAUUUUAUUCUCUCAUUUCCUUUGUAUGGACUCUUAUUCCAGCGGGCAAAUAUUUCCCUGGUAAAAAUAUGGGACGGCGGUAUCCUGUGUCUGCCUUAGUGCAUGGUUCUUCAUUCUUCAUUCUUCAUUUGUAUCAUGUAUGAAAUACUCG